This is a messenger RNA of Eubalaena glacialis (North Atlantic right whale), 1826 nucleotides long. RefSeq names its product zinc finger protein 404 (gene ZNF404). Gene Ontology annotation, molecular function: DNA-binding transcription factor activity, RNA polymerase II-specific; RNA polymerase II cis-regulatory region sequence-specific DNA binding. The coding region runs from base 147 to 1826 and encodes 559 amino acids. The transcript has 4 exons. NCBI's taxonomy places the organism in Eukaryota, Metazoa, Chordata, Mammalia, Artiodactyla, Balaenidae. The record is from RefSeq and is a predicted model, not a curated record. Gene Ontology annotation, biological process: regulation of transcription by RNA polymerase II.
UUCCAUUUCUUUUAUGUACAGGUUUUUCUGUUUCCAAGCCAGGUGUAAUUCCUGAAUUGGAACAAGGAGUCCAGGCCUAGUAGGUGGAGAGUGUAGUGACAAGAGGAUUUGUCCAGCUCUGGCUUCUCUGGACUCAGCUACUGAGGAUGAUUGGCAGUUCUAAAACCAUGGGCCGGGUGCCACUGACAUUCAGUGAUGUUGCCAUAGACUUCUCUCAGGAGGAGUGGGAAUGCCUAAACUCAGAUCAGAGGAAUCUGUACAGAGAUGUGAUGUUGGAGAAUUAUACUAACUUGGUAUCACUGGACAUUGAUUUCACAAGUGAGAGCAACAAAUUAUCUUCAGAAAAAAGCAGUUAUGAAGUAAAUUCAUACCAUCGGGAGACAAUGAAUAGAAGUAAAACCUUCAACUUUAUGGCGUUUAUUUUCAGAAAUGACUCACAGAACAGAACUAAAUUUGAAAGACAACAGGCACCUAAAGUGGGAUAUUUUAAUCAAAUGAUAUUCAGAAAACAUAUAUCCUUUCCUCUACAUCAAAGACUUCACACUAAAGAGAAGUCAUAUGAACGUAAGGAAUGUAGAAAGGGCUUUAGGAAAUAUUCACACCUUACUGAACAUCUGAGAGACCAUAGUGGUGUAAGACCCUAUGAAUGUAAGGAAUGUGGAAAGGUCUUUAUAGUUCUCCAGCAUUUUAUUAGACAUAAAAAAAGUCACACUGAUUUGAAACCCUUUGAAUGUAAUGGAUGUGAGAAGGCCUUUAGGUUUUAUUCACAGCUUAUUCAACAUCAGAUAAUUCAUACCGGUGUGAAACCCUAUGAAUGUAAGCAAUGUGGGAAGGCCUUUAGACGUCAUUCUCACCUUACUGAACAUCAGAAAAUUCAUAUUGGUUUGAAACCCUACAAAUGUAAGGAAUGUGGGGAAACUUUUAGGUUGUACCGACAUAUGUGUCUCCAUCAGAAAAUUCAUCAUGGUGUGAAACCCUAUAUUUGUAAGGAAUGUGGAAGGGCCUUUGGUCAUCGUUCAAGUCUCUAUCAGCAUAAGAAAAUCCAUUCUGGUGAGAAACCAUAUAAAUGUAAACAAUGUGGAAAGGCCUUUGUUCGCAGCUAUCUACUUAUUGAACAUCAGAGAAGUCAUACUGGUGAGAGGCCUCAUGAAUGUAAGGAAUGUGGAAAAGCCUUUAGUAGGGGCUCAAGCCUUCUUAAACAUAAGAGAAUUCAUAGUAGCGAGAAACUCUAUGAUUGUAAGGAAUGUGGGAAGGCCUUCUGUAGAGGCUCUCAACUUACACAACAUCAGAGAAUUCAUACUGGCGAGAAGCCCCAUGAAUGCAAAGAAUGUGGGAAGACUUUUAAGCUCCAUUCUUACCUUAUUCAACAUCAGAUCAUUCACAGUGAUUUGAAACCAUAUGAAUGUAAACAAUGUGGGAAAGCCUUCAGUCGUGUCGGAGACCUUAAAACACAUCAGUCAAUUCAUGCCGGGGAGAAACCUUAUGAAUGUAAGGAAUGUGGAAAAACCUUUAGACUUAAUUCUCAACUAAUUUAUCAUCAGACAAUCCAUACUGGUUUGAAACCAUAUAUAUGUAAAGAAUGUAAGAAGGCCUUCCGUUCUAUCUCAGGUCUUUCUCAACAUAAGAGAAUUCAUACUGGUGAAAAACCUUAUGAAUGUAAAGAAUGUGGUAAGGCCUUUAAUCGUAGCGAUCGACUUGCUCAGCAUCAGAGAAUUCAUACUGGUGUGAAGCCACAUAAAUGUAAGGAAUGUGGGAAAGCCUUUACUCAUUGCUAUCAACUUACUCAACAUCAAAGAUUUCACAUUGGCGAGAAAGUCUUAAUGUAA